Messenger RNA from Purpureocillium lilacinum, 276 nucleotides. The record is from RefSeq and is a predicted model, not a curated record. Lineage: Eukaryota; Fungi; Ascomycota; Sordariomycetes; Hypocreales; Ophiocordycipitaceae.
AUGGGAUGGGCAGGAUGGAAAGAGGGUGUGGUCGAUUUCGGAGGACGGGCUAGGUGGGAUUGGAUUGGGCUGCAGGUCGAUCAUCCACCACUGGCUGGGCCGGAUCAACUGGCCAGGCACAUGACGCUUCCAGUUUCGCGGGGCGAAUCAUUCCACUGUGUUAGUAGUCGUCUUGCUGGGGUGGCGGGGCCUGCGACAGCUAAUAACACCAAUGGACAGAUGGGUACCAGCCAUACGUUAACGGGCACCUCGAGCUCGAGACGCCGGUCAAGCUAA